AUGGGUGGCUGCUGUUGCGGCUGUCAGCAGGACGACUCAAACUUGCCCGAAAAGUAUGAAGAAAAUCGUUCCUGCACGGAUAUUUUUUUUAUGAUUGUCUUUAUCCUGUUCCUGGGCGCCUUCGCAGCGCUUGGCUUCAUUGCGUUUAAGAGCGGUGACUUGAGAGGCGUUGUGUUUGGCAACGAUUAUCUUGGCUACGCCUGCGGCGACGGCGCGGGACCGCCUGGUUUCGCGAACCAUGUGCCAGAAGAUGCUCUUUUUCAGAGCAAGAAGUGGGCGGAGAACACACGCGUCUGGUACCCGCUGCCUCUCAUGCAGGAAGUGACGGAUGUACUCCACAUAAGCUCCUACCUGAAUCUUGGUAUCUGUGUCAAGGAGUGCCCCAAAACAAAUCCGGAGGGGUUGAAAGAGCUGUUGGCCGACAAUAUGACUGGUCCCAAUCUAAAGAAGAUGCAGGUGUAUUCGUACGGGGAUGUUUCCAAGACUGGACACCCGGUCAGUGCAGCCUCAAAGAUGUACGCCGUGUAUCAUACCUCAUCCAUCCUGCGUAAGUGUUUGCCAGAUCUCACCCAACCGCCGGAGGUGGGGAAAAAACUCUCGUCCCCUUACCUGGAAAAGGCCUACACGUUCAUUCUGCAAGGUGUGAAUGAGGUUGCAAACAGUUGGCGUGUCAUUGCCAUCGAGGCAGGCAUUUGCCUUGUGGCAUGCUUUAUCUUUGUAAUUUUGAUGCGGUUUUGCGUCAGCGUCGUGGUAUGGCUCAUUCUUUUCUGCAUAUUUCUCCUAUUGGCCGGUGGAGGCGGCAUUGCCUUCUUCCUGUUUCACACCAGGGGAGAAAGCUCCUACCUUCCGGUGGCGGGUGUACAGAAAUACUCCAACCUCUUUCUCGUGCUUGCUCUCGUACUGUGGUUUCUGGCGAUUAUCUACAUGUUUGUCAUUCUUGCGCUCUGCAGCAAAAUACGACUUGUGUGCGCCAUCAUCAAAAUUUCGGGUCGUGUCAUGGGUUCUGCGCCGACGAUGAUUUUCCUGCCGUUCGCAGCUACUCUGGCAAUCCUCGCUUUCUUUGUGUGGGCCGUGCUCGUGGGAUUAUGCCUGUACAGUGCCAAAGAAAGUGGAACCGCGUACUCGCUCGUGCCCCUCAGCGAAGCUCUUCGCUUUCAAGACGUUCCACUGGUGAAGGUGAACGAGACGCAAUUUUUCAAGGUCGCCUCGCAAGUCCUCAACUCAAGGUACUCGCUGGAAUACUUCUUGAUUGCCGAUCUCUUCGGGUUUCUGUGGACAAUGGCUUUUUUGAAUGCGGCGUGUUUCACCACCAUCGCCUUUGUUUCGGUUUUUUGGUAUUUCUCGAGCCUUUGCAAUGAUGAUAAGAGUGUACCCAUCUGUGGCGUAUGCAAGGCGGUUUUUUGGACGGUGUUUUACCACACCGGAACGUUGGCGCUUGGUUCCCUUUUGAUUGCCAUCAUACAGACAAUCCGGUUCCUACUGGCCUACCUUGCCAAGAAGGCCCAGUCGAUGCUGCACGACAGUGCCCUGAUUUGCUGCCUGGCGUGCUAUCUCGAGUGUUUUCUGGCCUACUUUGAGCGUGUGAUUUCGCUCAUAAACACCAAUGCGUUCGUGAUGAUGUGUCUGACCUCACAGUGUUUUUGCGUCUCGGCCUGCCGCGCCAUCGAGUUUAUCCUGAGCUACACCGUGGAACUUCUCUUUCUGACCGGGUUUGUAAGCGUGGUCAUCUUCCUUGGGGAGCUGUUCGUUGUGGCUGCGUGCUGCGCCUCCGCGUACUUCCUCUGCGACGUGCCCGAGCUUGCGACGGAUAUUCGGGUGUAUGUGAUGCCACUUAUCGUCAUCGGUGUUAUGGCGUUCCUUUUGAGUCGCGCCUUUUUUGGCGUCUACGAGUCGGCCGCCACGGCGCUGCUGAUGUGCUACUGCUACGACCUGAAGGUGAACGCCUCGCGUGCGAUGUACUACGUGCCGGAGGAGCUGGAGCACCAGCUUUUCGACUACUCGCAGAAGGAGAAGCUGCGCCAAUUCAACGAGCAGCAGGCCGCCGUGCACCAAGAGAAGUGA
Molecule: messenger RNA, 2061 nt
Organism: Trypanosoma conorhini
Lineage: Eukaryota; Euglenozoa; Kinetoplastea; Trypanosomatida; Trypanosomatidae
Product: solute carrier family 44 protein member 2
Exons: 1
Coding region: 1-2061 (686 amino acids)
Biological process (GO): transmembrane transport
Cellular component (GO): membrane
Molecular function (GO): transmembrane transporter activity
Source: RefSeq, a predicted model, not a curated record